AGUGGUUUUCUGCUUACUAUUUGCCCCAAACUUCCGAGUGAGCUGCAAAGGGCAGUAGUUCCUGAGAACUGUGACCUCAUUAUCAAUUUUGGGUACAGCUCAUAAUUUGUUUUGUUAGUCUAGUAUUUCUGUAUCGGCUUCUUUAAGGAGAAUCAUUAGUAGCUCAGUGGAGGAGCUUCUUUAAGGAGAAUCAUUAGUAGCUUGGAGGAAUAUGUAGGUCAUGCCCUGGUGGAGUAUUUAAGCCAGCACUGAGGGGCAGUUGCUAUUCAACCAUCUCUUCUGCUACUACAACCACCCCUCUCUCUGCAAACCAUGGCCAACCUCGGAGGACUACUGUACUACAAGUGCAUGACACCCGACUUCCUCAAGACGACCACCACUGGAGUUAGCACUACCGGCUCUAAUGACACAGAGCUCAAGAUCGGAACUGAUGCAGCACCUUUCGAAGCUAUUCUUCAUGUACCAAUAUUUGACAAGUUUAAAGGAAACGCAGUGGUACCAGAGGAUAUCACUGUGUGCAUCAACGUUGCAGCUGAAGGACCCAAGGCAAACUACUAUGAUCCCAUGGCAGUCUGUGUCACGGAUAAUCAAAAUGUGAUGGGCAUUCAAUUGAGAGAUCCCAGUGAGUACAAGAAGGCAGGGCUGGGCCCCUAUAUGGCCAUAUAUGGUGGGUUUGGGAAAACAGUUGUGAGUCCUGUCAUCAUACAAUCCAAUGAGACAGAGGACAACUUUAAAAGGGAAUCCUGGUUGCGCUGGCCUCAGAUGUUCAAUAUCAAGAUCAAGCCGAAUCCUUCUGCUGGCACGUUAGGAUCACCAGCCUGGGGCCUGUGCUCCUCUGCUUGUGCCGGGGGGACCUCUCUAUCCUACAUCUAUCCCAACAAGCUUGACCUGAAGAAUGGCCUCCAGUUGGUCCUCUACCGCAAUAAAACGACUGAGACCUACACCAUCAACAUGAUUGAGGUGGCAAUCUACAAAGACGCUGCCUAAUAAACAUUCUGGCUUUAAACAAAAGACUCAAUCUGUAGUGCGCUAUAUAUUAUAGUGUAUAUAAUAGUGUAGCUGUAUAGUGUAGCUGUGUAGUGUGGCUGUGUAGUGUAGCUGUGUAGUGUAGCUGAAAUGCUGUGAAAAAUUGAUGAAUGUUGGAUUGAUAAAUUGAUGUAUUGAUAUUAAUUAUUUUA
Molecule: messenger RNA, 1178 nt
Organism: Halichondria panicea
Lineage: Eukaryota; Metazoa; Porifera; Demospongiae; Suberitida; Halichondriidae
Exons: 1
Coding region: 313-987 (224 amino acids)
Source: RefSeq, a predicted model, not a curated record